AUGGGAGAAGACGCCCCGCAGGACACCCCGCAGAAGCAAUGGUGGGAGGAGUUCCCUGAGCCAAAGGCCGAAUGCCCUCGAACAGACCCUUCCAUUGUCGCAAAACUCAUUGAAGUGAAUGCAGCUUCUGGAAAGAAUGCCCAAAGGGACUUUUUGCUAGUUGAUGUUCGAAGGACGGACUGGGAGGGUGGCACUAUCGCUACAUCCAUCAAUCUCCCCGCUCAUACGUUGUAUCAGACACGUCCUCAGAUCUAUCAGCUUGUCAAACAGGCAGGUAGCUGCGGUAGUCGAGGUCCACGAUGUGCAGGCUGGAUGCAGGACUAUCUCGAUGAAGUUGAAGAGACCGAGACCAAGGCUGAAAUUCUGAUUGGAGGUAUCAAGGGUUGGCAGAAAGCGUAUGAUGGCCAGUUGAUGGACUCCUAUGACAAGAAGGCCUGGGAGAAGAAGGAGUAG
Fusarium oxysporum Fo47 is the source of this 453-nucleotide messenger RNA. RefSeq lists its product as uncharacterized. NCBI's taxonomy places the organism in Eukaryota, Fungi, Ascomycota, Sordariomycetes, Hypocreales, Nectriaceae. The record is from RefSeq and is a predicted model, not a curated record. The coding region runs from base 1 to 453 and encodes 150 amino acids. The transcript is spliced from 2 exons.